Molecule: messenger RNA, 325 nt
Organism: Staurois parvus
Lineage: Eukaryota; Metazoa; Chordata; Amphibia; Anura; Ranidae
Source: the annotation of a GenBank genome assembly
GAUGACCAGAGACUGCGGACACAGUACAGGAGAUGACCAGAGACUGCGGACAGUACAGGAGAUGACCAGAGACUGCGGACAUAGUACAGGAGAUGACCAGAGACUGCAGACACAGUAGAGGAGAUGACAGAGACUGCGGACAUAUUACAGGAGAUGACCAGAGACUACGGACACAGUACAGGGGAUGACCAGAGACUGCGGACAUAGUACAGGAGAUGACCAGAGACUGCGGACAGUACAGGAGAUGACCAGAGACUGCGGACACAGUACAGGAGAUGACCAGAGACUGCGGACAGUACAGGAGAUGACCAGAGACUGCGGACAG